Messenger RNA from Gracilinanus agilis (Agile Gracile Mouse Opossum), 960 nucleotides. It is a transcript of the gene TMEM114, whose product is annotated as transmembrane protein 114. NCBI's taxonomy places the organism in Eukaryota, Metazoa, Chordata, Mammalia, Didelphimorphia, Didelphidae. The record is from RefSeq and is a predicted model, not a curated record. Gene Ontology annotation, cellular component: apical plasma membrane. The coding region runs from base 1 to 693 and encodes 230 amino acids. The transcript is spliced from 4 exons.
AUGCGAGUGCGCCUGGGUGCCCUAGCCGGGGCUGCGGCGCUCUCGGGAGCACUCAGCUUUGUACUCCUGGCGGCUGCCAUCGGCACAGACUUUUGGUACAUCAUCGACACUGCCCGGCUGGAGCAGCGCGGCCCGGGAGCGGGCGGGGCCCGAGAUCCCGGUGGUGGCAGCGCGGACGGUCUCAAUCAGAGCCAGCCGGAGCCGCUCAGCUCACAUUCUGGGCUCUGGAGGACCUGCCGGGUCCAAAGCAAGUGUACACCCCUGAUGAACCCCUUCUGGCAGGAGAAUGUGACAGUCUCGGACUCAGACAGACAGCUUCUCACUAUGCACGGGACAUUUGUGAUUCUUUUGCCGCUCAGCCUGAUCCUGAUGGUCUUUGGAGGGAUGACGGGAUUUAUAAGCAUCCUCGCCAGAGCCUAUCUUCUCCUCCUCAUGACUGGGAUGCUCUUCCUUUUUGGAGCUUUGGUGACUCUCGCUGGGAUCAGUGUCUACAUUGCCUACUCAGCAGCAGCUUUUCAGGAAGCAGUCUGCCUCUUGGAAGAGAAGGACUUGCUGGACCAGGUGGACAUCAGGUUUGGAUGGUCUUUGGCUCUUGGAUGGAUCUCCUUCAUCUCUGAGCUCCUCACUGGGGCAGCAUUCCUCCUGGCAGCAAGGGUAGUUGGUUUGAAACGGAGACAGGACCAAGCAAUAUAAAAAGGUCAAUGCAAGAGGAGUCCUGGCCUUGGGGAGAGUGGGAGUAGAUGGCAAACACCUUCAUAAAACAAAGGCCAAGGAUAUAUAUUGACCUUUGAAUCCAUGUGUUGUUUGUUUCCUAUUCCUAAAAAGCAGCCAGGAAUGAUUACAAGAAAGUUCGCCUUCCAUCCCCUAAUGGAAUUAUAUGAUGACUUGUCCACUGUUUCAGUGUCUUGAAGGUGAUGGCAUGUGCCAUUUUUGCUAUUAUAUCUAUUAUUUGUCUGCAAA